This is a messenger RNA of Alternaria alternata, 1276 nucleotides long. Its product is annotated as voltage-gated potassium channel subunit beta-1 channel subunit beta-1. NCBI's taxonomy places the organism in Eukaryota, Fungi, Ascomycota, Dothideomycetes, Pleosporales, Pleosporaceae. The transcript is spliced from 6 exons. The coding region runs from base 137 to 1156 and encodes 339 amino acids. The record is from RefSeq and is a predicted model, not a curated record.
UGUUGAUCCGCCACCACGGCAGGAUUGCCCCACCAAGUUGCUUGGAUACAUCCUGCCCCUCAUUGCACUCUGUUCCAGCGAUUGAAAUCUUAUCCAACUAAACUUCACUUUUAUUAUAUCAUUCCUCGUAUCCAAAAUGCCUGCCGUCGAGACUAAGUUUGACCCCAAGGACAUGCAGUUCCGUCGCCUGGGACCCGCUGGGUUGAAGGUAUCGGUUCUGAGCCUUGGAGGUUGGUUGACGUACGGAGGAACCCAAAAAGGCUCCAUCGUGAAGGACUGCAUGCAAGAAGCAUGGAACCAUGGCAUCAACUUCUUUGACACUGCAGAAGUCUAUGCAGCUGGCGAGUGCGAACUUGAAAUGGGAAAGGCUUUCAAGGAGCUGCAAUGGCCGCGCGACGAAUAUGUCUUGUCCACAAAGGUCUUCUUUGGAACCCAGAGGAAGGAGCCGAACACUAGGGGUCUAUCCAAGAAGCACAUCGUCGAGGGCUUGAAGAGCUCGUUGAAGCGUCUUGAUCACUCUUACGUUGACGUUGUCUUUGCUCACCGCUACGAUCCUGACGUCGGGAUGAAGGAGAUUGUCGAAGCUUUCACCCAGACUAUUCAGAUGAACCUGGCAUACUACUGGGGAACUUCCGAGUGGUCUGCAGAGCAGAUCCAGGAGGCAUGUGACAUUGCCGAGAAGUACAACCUUAUCGCCCCUAUCGUCGAGCAGCCCCAGUACAACGCCUUCCACCGUGAGCGUUUCGAGAAGGAAUAUGCACCCUUGUACAAGAAGUACCAAUACGGAACGACCAUUUGGUCACCUUUGGCGUCAGGCAUGCUGACUGGUAAAUACAAUGAUGGUAUUCCUGAGGACUCUCGCUUCGCCACGAACCCCGAAUUCUUCAAGAACUCAAUCGAGGCGCUGAAGAGUGAAGAGGGACAGGCUAAGAUCAAGAAGGUCAAGGAGCUAACCAAGAUUGCGGAAAAGCUAGGAGGUUCCACUACUCAGCUUGCUCUUGCUUGGGCAGCCAAAAACCCGAAUGUGUCUACAGUCAUUCUUGGUGCGACGAAGCCCGAACAGGUCAAGGACAACUGUGGCGCUAUCAAGUUGCUCGACAAGUUGACACCGGAGCUCAUGGAGGAGAUUGAGAAGAUCCUCGACAACAAGCCGUAAGGUCCUCCGAUACGGCUGUAAGGCCUGGUCAAAGCCCGCAGCGUACCCAACCGAUCUAGAGUAGCUUAUGUAGUGUAAUGGAAGUUAAAUCGACAGCCUCAGUUGUGUCGAACGUAUUAG